This is a messenger RNA of Linum trigynum, 2283 nucleotides long. The record is from the annotation of a GenBank genome assembly. NCBI's taxonomy places the organism in Eukaryota, Viridiplantae, Streptophyta, Magnoliopsida, Malpighiales, Linaceae.
AUGGGCACCUCAACUCCGAAUGUGCUCUCUGAACCUCAAUUUCUCGAUCAAGUUCACAGCUUUAACGCUGCCAAACUCGGAAAAGAGUUGGAAGAAGAAGUGAUCAACGACAGCCCAAUUGAGGAAGUGCGGCUGACAGUACCGAUCACCGACGAUCCGACGCUACCGUCACUCACAUUUCGAACAUGGGUUCUCGGGCUGUCUUCCUGCGUCUUCCUCGCGGUCUUGAACCAGUUCUUCAGCUACCGCUACAACGGUCUCUUCGUCGGCUCGACUUCGGCACAGAUCAUGGUGCUGCCGCUUGGCAAGCUGAUGGCUGCUUCCCUCCCCACGAAACGUUUCAGGGUCCCGUUGACGGAUUGGUCCUUCACAUUGAACCCUGGGCCGUUCAAUGUGAAGGAACACGUCUUGAUCACCAUACUCGCCAGUUCCGGUGCUGGUGGGGUGGCGGCGAUCGCCAUUAUUACCGCCAUCAGAGCUCUCUACCACCGAAGCAUCCAUGUCGUCGCGGCGAUGUUGCUGGUGUUCACCACACAGUUGCUUGGGUAUGGAUGGGCUGGAAUGUUUCGCAAAUUUCUGGUGGAUUCGCCUCAUAUGUGGUGGCCUGGAAGCAUGCCGCAAGUCUCACUUUUCAGGGCGUUACAUGAAACAGAGAAGAGACCAAAAGGAGGACAAACCCGACUGCAGUUUUUCACCGUAGUGUGCAUAUCAAGCUUUGCUUACUACAUAGUUCCAGGCUACUUAUUCCCAUCCAUAUCGGCACUGUCAUUCGUUUGUUGGAUCUGGAAGGACUCCAUCACCGCGCAACAGCUUGGUUCCGGGCUGAAUGGGUUUGGACUCGGUGCAUUCGGUCUGGAUUGGUCCACGAUUGCGGGGUUCGUGGGGAGCCCUCUGGCCACACCAUUGUUUUCCAUUUUCAACAUCAUGGCUGGGUUCAUCCUGUUUGUCUAUUUCGUCCUUCCCAUCGCUUACUGGAAAAAUGCGUACAGCGCGAGAAGAUUCCCAAUGCUUUCUCAGGGGACUUUCGACAGCUCUGGCCAACCGUACAACAUUACCAGGAUUCUGAAUGAGAGGGAGCUCAGCAUCAACCUUGUCCAAUACGAAAACUAUAGCCAGCUCUACCUCAGUUUCACUUUUGCGUUUAACUACGGGAUCAGCUUUGCAGCUUUCAUGGCUACCAUAGUGCACGUUGCGCUUUUCGAGGGGAAGUCGAUUUGGGAAAUGUGGAAGAGGGCAUCAAGUGGAAUGAAAGACCAAUUCAGCGAUGUCCAUACAAGAAUGAUGAAGAAGAACUACGAAGAAGUUCCUCAAUGGUGGUUUCUGGUGGUAAUGGUCGUAUCAGUAUCACUUUCUUUCGUCGCAAUUCUAGGGUUUGACAAACAACUCCAGCUUCCAUGGUGGGGGCUCAUCCUAUCAUGUGUCAUUGCAUUUGUUGUCACCUUGCCAACCGGGAUACUCGUUGCCUCUGCACAUCAGGGAAUCGGGAUAAACAUAAUCACGGAGCUAAUCAUAGGGUACCUGUACCCGGGGAAGCCAGUCGCAAAUGUGACUUUCAAGACCUAUGGCACAAUCAGCAUGUAUCAAGCGCUUAGCUUCUUAUCAGAUUUCAAACUCGGCCACUACAUGAAAGUCCCUCCGAAAUCGAUGUUCAUGGUCCAGCUAGUAGGCACCAUAGUUUCUUCCACCGUCCACUUCGGAACCACAUGGUGGAUACUUUCGAGCAUCCAAGGCAUAUGCGACCCAACCAAGCUACCCAGGGGAAGUCCGUGGACUUGCCCUGGGUACAAUGUCUACUACAGCGCCUCUGUCAUCUGGGGAGUGGUUGGCCCGCUCAGAAUCUUCAACGUUCGCGGCGUGUACCCGCAGAUGAACUGGUUCUUCCUGAUCGGCACGUUUGCACCGGUGCCCGUGUGGCUGUUGUCGAGGAAGUUCCCGGAGAAGAAGUGGAUCAGGAUGGUUUACAUGCCGAUCGUAUUGACGGGAAUGGGCGGCCUGCUGCCGGCGAAGCCAAUUCACUUCUGGUCGUGGGGAGUCGUGGGAGUGUUCUUCAACUACUACGUGUACAAGAAGCACAAGGGAUGGUGGGCUAGGCACACGUACAUUCUGUCAGCUGCGCUGGACGUCGGGAUUGCCUUCAUGGGUCUGCUGCUUUACGUUGCUCUUCAGAGGAAGGAAAUAUAUGGCCCUCAAUGGUGGGGACUCCUGGCUGAUGACCAUUGUCCAUUGGCAAAGUGCCCUACUGUCCCUGGGAUUGGUGUCAAAGGAUGUCCUGCCAUUCAGUGA